Messenger RNA from Arabidopsis arenosa, 1433 nucleotides. Lineage: Eukaryota; Viridiplantae; Streptophyta; Magnoliopsida; Brassicales; Brassicaceae. The record is from the annotation of a GenBank genome assembly.
ACUCAAACAAGUUUCUGAAGGAGAGACAGCAGAGAGAGGGAGAGAGUAAAAGCUAAGAGAGAGAGCGAGACUGGGAGAGAAAAAGAGAGAGAUCAUUUUGGUUAUUAAGUAAUUAACAUACUAGUUAAUUAACUAUACUAGUCAUGGGUUUUAUCGAUGGAAAGUGGGCGCCGAUGAUCGUCAUAAUUGUGACUAACAUGAUUGCGGGAAUGGUUAACGCUUUGAUUAAGAAAGUUCUUGAUGGAGGCAUUAAUCAUAUGGUUAUUGCUACUUAUCGUUUGGGUAUUUCUACUCUUUUCCUUCUUCCAAUCGCUUAUUUUUGGGAACGGAAAACAAGACCAAAGCUAACUCUAAGCAUCUCAUGUCAGCUUUUCGUCAGUGCCCUUUUUGGGGCGAGUUUGAUGCAAUAUUUCUACCUGCUUGGACUCUCCUACACGUCUGCAACGCUGGGAUCUGCUUUCUGGGCCAUAAUGCCUUCUCUCACUUUCGUUAUGGCUUUAAUAUUUGGGUUCGAAAAGCUAACUUUGAAAACAAAAAUAGGAUACGGCGUCGUUCUUGGAACUUUGAUAUGCUUAGUAGGAGGUUUACUUCUUACUAUGUAUCAAGGCAUUCCAUUAACAAACUCUCAAGAACAAGCAGCAAAUUCAAACAACCACACAGGACAUGAGAAUUGGAUCAAAGGUUGUUUCUUUUUAUUGACCGGAGUUAUUCUUUUCAGUUCUUGGAUGCUUAUACAAGCCAAGAUCAACGUGAAUUACCCUUGUCCAUACUCGAGUACCGUUAUUUUGUCGGUCUUUGGUACACUUCAAUGCGCCCUUCUUAGUUUAAUAAAGACUAGACAUUUGGAAGAUUGGAUCCUCAGAGACGAGCUUACCAUCAUUACCGUCAUUAUAGCGGGCGUGGUUGCACAAGGAAUGUGUACGGUGGGCAUAUCGUGGUGUAUCAAACAACAAGGACCUGUCGUUUCCUCAUCAUUUAGUCCUGUCGUGCUUAUGUCUGCAACCUUGUUCGAUUUCUUGAUUCUCCAUCGUGUGAUUUAUUUGGGAAGCGUUAUCGGAUCGGUGGUGGUUGUGAUCGGUUUAUACAUAUUUUUAUGGAGUAGGAGUAAGCAAAUAGAAGAGUGUAAGAUCAUGAAGUUGCCUACUAAUACGGUGGAAGAAGAAAAGGAAGAGGAAGGCCGUACAAAUGUUAACAUGGGCCAGCUUUUGGUUAUACCGAUGACUCCUUGAUCUACUUCCCUAAACACUCUUGUUCAACGAGAAGGAUCGAUAUGUCUUCAGAAAUUAAAUAUGAAGAAGAGAAAAUGAUCGUUUUGAUUGUUUAUUGGACUAUUCAUCACUUGUAUUGUAACGUUUAGCUUUUUUGGAUUUUAAUGUUGCGGGAUUCAUUUGGAUAUUGUAAUUUGUUUAUAUGAAUAAACAGUAUCACAUUUG